This is a messenger RNA of Bolinopsis microptera, 7864 nucleotides long. RefSeq names its product golgin subfamily B member 1-like. The transcript has 9 exons. NCBI's taxonomy places the organism in Eukaryota, Metazoa, Ctenophora, Tentaculata, Lobata, Bolinopsidae. Gene Ontology annotation, molecular function: protein binding. The record is from RefSeq and is a predicted model, not a curated record. Bases 172 to 7101 code for a protein of 2309 amino acids.
GUUUGAUGCUAUAAAAACUGACUAUCAAAAAAUUCUAUCACCUCCCUGUGAUCACAGGCUUUCUAGUCAUGUAUAAUAUGAUUUAUAUUGAAAUGCUACUUCCCCCUUUUAAAGCGUUAGCACUUAGAAGUGCACUGGAAAUAACAUUACUAUCUUUAGAAUGUCUAGAUAAUGAAAAAGCUAUUUAAAAGAAGUGGCUCCAAAAAGAAUAAAACUAGCCUUGAUGGAUCUUUUGCCAACCUAAGUGUUGAUGGCUCUCCUGGGAGACCAAUCUCUCAACUUAGCAAUAAUUCUGGAGACUCAAGUUACAGCCUUUCAAACCUCUCUAUAGACUCUCUUGGUCCUGGUAAAGGAUAUGUGCUGGCAAAGAAACAGAAACUACCUGCAUCUUGCAAAGCUGCCUGGAAAGGAGAUGUAAAAAAGUUAAAGAAAGCUCUCAAAAAGAGUGAUGUUAAUGAGAUAGACAAAGAUCUGAGAACCCCUCUUCAUUAUGCCUGUGCUCAAGGCCACGAUGAAGCUAUAUGCUUUUUGUUAGCCACUGGUUCAGUUAAUCCAAACAUCUGUGACAAUGAGGGUAAAACUGCACUGAUAAAAAGUUGCGAAUGCAAUCAAGCGACUUCGGCUCAAUUGCUGGUUGAUCAUAACUUUACCCCAAUUAUUGACUUUAAUCUUGCUGAUAAAGAUGGAAAUUCUCCUCUCAUAUUCGCUGUCUCAAAUGAUAACGUUGACAUUUCGUCACUCCUCGUUAUUUCUGGAGCCGAUGUAAAUCAUUGCAAUAGUGGAGGAGAAAGCCCACUUAUAAUUGCAACAAGGAAAAACAAUCACGAAAUCGUAGAACUUUUGGGAUCUGAGAGUGCUGAUCUAAAUGUUGUAGACAACGAGGGAAGGACUCCUCUGAUGAUGGCAGUCAAAUCAAAUUAUGUCAGCAUUGUAAAGUAUCUUUUGAGUCUGUUCCCUGACACAACUAUGAAAGACAAACAUGGCUGGACAGCUUUUGAUUUUGCCCAAAUCUGUGCUGACAACACUUGUUUAAGGUUGCUUGAAGACCAUGACAAGAAAUGUGACAAUCCUGAGUACAACCCAGAACAUGAUAACAUCACCACUAUCAAUAGUCAAGAUGAAGCUGUCAACCAUAAGAACUCCGCUAACGAUUGGACUGCCCCACCGGAUGGAGAUCUGACAGAAGAUGAUAGUUUUAUGUCAUCUCCGAUAGAAUUAAACGGAACAAUGUCGCCAGAUAUCCCUAUGAACAAGUCUACAGACGAUAUAGAGAUAGAUGUUGAUCACGUCUUUUCAUCUUCAGACAAGUCGGUUUCUGAGGUAGAUUUGUCUAUGACACAUGACAAAGCAAUUGAACCUAGUCCCGCUCCUGGGGCUGCUGUGAACCGUCUUUUAGAAGUCAUGAAUAAGACGGCGGAUUUAAGUGAGGGACAGGUUGAGUUGGGAGCAAACACAUCACGCUCUCCAAGUCCUGGAACAAGUCCUUGUACUGAUGACAACUCCUUGGGCCAAGUAUCAAACAUAAAUGAUGAUGAAUCUUCGGUGAAUCUUAGCUCUGAAGAUAUGGGUUAUAUACCUACCAUACCAAUGCCAGAUUCAAGGGAUGAAGAAGAUCUGCCCGAUAAAAAUGAACUCAAACUUGAUUUUGGUUUCGAUUUUGAUGCUGGGGAUCAAUCUUGCACAACUCAAAGUGGACCAACUAGCCACCAAGAUCCUCCCUCAGAGAAUGACAAAACUCCAGAAAAAUCGGAAAAAGGUUCUCCUAAAAGAUUGCCCACUACACCAAGAAGAGACAGUUCAGAAGGCAGCACCCCAAAAGCUUCACCUAGAGGGGCAGGCUACUUGAUAGAUGACGAUGACAGCACUUUGAGCUCUAUUACAGAAAAAACAGAACCGGUUGCUAGCCCCGAGUUGGGUGAAGUUAUUAGUCCUGAUCCAAUCUCUCCUCUCCCAGAAAACACUUUGUCGGACAGCAUUUCUCUUAAUUCGGAUGUUGAAAUAUCUGGUUAUUUAUCAGAAAGCGUGAGAAGCAGUGCAAGCGGCAGAAAAUCACCCAGCCCAAAAGGUGACACCCCAAGUGACUUUAGAAUGACUCCAUAUAUCGAUGAAGCUCCAAGGUCCAUUUCUAGUGGUGUGGUAGCAUCUACAAAGAGAACACCCCCUCAAACACCCCCUAGCAAUCGAUCUAGCAUUGCUGAUGGUGUAAAAAAGAACAAGAUCACACCAACAAAUUCAUUACGAUCUGAACCGAAACUGCAUUUUGGUGGUAUGGACUACGAUGAUUCUGAUUCAGAAGAUACAUCCUUUGAUGAUUCAGUUGGGUUAAACAAGAGCGGCCACAAUAAGCCGGACAAGUCAAAAUCGGUCGAUAUUAAUGACCUAAGCGUAGUGUCUCAGUCAAAAAGUUCACUGACUGACAGAAACAUCCUAAACUCUGCAAGAUCUAGCCCAACUAGACUUAAACCCGACUUUAGUGCAGCUGAAAAGAGGGUAGAAUCUGAAAAAGUUCUGGAAAAAUCUAAGGAUGAAUCCAUCAGUGAGGAUAUAACCUCUGGCAUAUCUGAUGAUGAAGCAGAAUUACUAUUGGCUAAAUCGAGUGAUUUGCUCUUGAAUUACAUAACCCCUGUCAAAGAGGAGGCCACCAUGGAGAUAGACAUGGAGAGUAACGACGUGAGAGUUCCAGCUGCGUUUGCUCCAGACUCUCCUGCUGCCAAUAACAGCUUUGAAGAUAACAUCAUGAAACCGAAGCUAAAAUCUAAACAAGAGCCUUUCUGUGAGGCUGAUGUGACAAUGGAGGAUUCGAGCUCUGAUGAAAGUGAAACUGGAAAGUUGGCGAAAAAAUAUCUUACAGCUAAGAAAAGUAGAGAAACACCCGAAACUGGCAGAGCCACCUCUUCCAGCAAUUCUCCUAACUCUCCUAACUCUAAUUAUUGCUCGUCAGUCAGUCCAAUGGAGGGAGAAUGCUUAGAACAAAAGUCUGUCCCAACUUCUAAACAUGUCACCCCAAGGGUUUCAUUCGGAAGUGCCCCUAUUUGCUUCGCUGAACCUGACGGGACUAGCACGCCGAAAAAAGAAAAGAAAGAUGAUCAGGCGGAGGGGGAUGAAGAAAUUGCCAGUACAUCAGAACAAAAAUCUGUGGCACGGACUUCUCCUGGUGACCCAGCUCUUUCAGCUAAAUAUGAAGAUAUUGAGAGGAGGAAGUCGGAAGCUGAGCGAGAGCUUCAAGAGAUAAGAAAGAGCAGACGGUCACAAAGUCCAUGCUCUUUGUCAGAGUCAUAUGCUACUGAUUCAAGGAAUGUAAAAUCGGCAGAUAUACAGCGUGCUGCGAGUGAAGAGUCGAUUAAUUCGCUGAUUGAUAAGGAAGAAAUGCCUGUUGAUAUGUCCGUAAAAGUGACGCAAGAAGUCCAAAUGGAUCUUAAGGUUAAUCCUAACAUUGCCCCCGCUGCUAGGGCUGAAGCAAACAUGAGCGAAUGUGCUAGUGCCCUAAGUGAAGCUGUAUCUUACAUCCAAACUAAUCUUGAAAUUCAAAGUAAUCCUCAGGUGGAACAACUCCAAGAGCAGCUGAAAGAGACGAAACACAAGCUUCAUCGAGUUACAGAAUCAAAGAACAAAAGUGACACGCUUCGGAAGCAGCUAGAAAUUGAAACUGAGGAGCUCAGGCGAAAAAUCGAUGCAACUUAUAGCACGAAAACAAACGAUGAUAAAUCGAGAAUGGACAUGGAAUUGGAUUUGAGGAGCUUAAAACUAAAAUACGAACAUGAAUUGGAAGAGAGGGCUAGCAUAGAAUCACAGUACAGAACAUCGAAAGAAAACCUUCAGCAGCUCGAAUCAAAACACAAACUGUUGGUUUCCGAUCAUCAAGCGGCGGAGUUAGCAAAGAAACAACUUGAAAUAGAAACCAAGAAGUAUGAACACUCUCAGAAGCAGUACGAGUCUGAGAUCAGCGAACUGAAAAUAAUGCUCGAGGAGGAACAGAAAACUAGGUUGAUUCAGGAAGAAAUGUUUAACGAUCAGGUCAACAGAAGCAGAGAUCUUUCGUCAGAAGCCUCAAAAAACAUUCGACAGAAGCAAGAUUUUAUGCAGCAGUUGACUGAGGCUGAAGAGGUGUGCAGAAACGCUGAAAACCGAAAUAAAAAUCUCCUGAAUGAUCUGUCUAAUCUGAAGGCGAAGCAUGAGGAGGAGUCAAAGAAGUGGGUUGAGAGUGAAUCCGAGAUGAAAACAUGCAUUCAGAAACUGGAGAGUUCAGUUAAUGAACUGAGUGGUAAAACCGAUAUACAAUCAUCAAAACUGGAUGAGAAAAACUCAACCAUCAAAGAUCUUGAGGAAAAGUUGAGAACUGAGAUUUCUAAUCUUACUUUGUCUCAGCACGGCUUUGAUCUAAAAGAAAACGAGCUCAAAACAUCCAAUAAACAGUUUUCCGACGAAAUCCAAAAAUUAAGAGUCGACUUCGAAAAAACUGUCACAGAACGUGAUAUCAAGCAAAAUAAGCUCGUGGAAAUGGAGGGGAAGUUGAAGAUGGCAGAGGAGAUCGGCACUGCUUCAGCUAAUGAGCAGAUAAACGUGAUGAACCACAAGAUCGGCGAAGUUGAUGCCCAACUCAAAUUCAAAACACAGCAAUGCGAAGAAACGGCACGUAAGUUGAGGAAUGCCGAGGAAGAGGUUCGACAACUGGCGCUGAAGUUUGAGAAAGAAGCUCAGAUACGAAAGAUGAAAGAGGAAUCUCUUUGUUCUGAUACGGACCACUUGAUCGAAAAUGUAGCUGAAAAGGACGAGAAGAUAAAAAUUCUACAAAUCGAAGUUGGAGAAUUGGAAGAAAAGCUGCUACAUUCCAGUAAUAAAGUGAAAGACGUUCAAAUUGAGUUAAACGAAACAAAUAAACUUAUCUUGGACAAGACCGGGGCCAUUCUGACAAAUGCUGAGCGGGAUCAAAUUAAGGAAAAAUACGUAUCCAGCAUGGAAGAGCAGCUCCAAAAGGAACGAGAGAAGUUCGCUCUGAACAAUCACGAGCUGGAAAUGUUGAAGUGCAAGUUUGAGCACCUCAGCGAAGACAAAAAAUCUUUGGAAAUGCAGGUGGAUCAGAUGACGGAAAGUCUUCAGAUGAGGGACGAUUCAGUGAACCUGGUAAACGAGAAACUAACUGAAACUAGAUCGAAGUUCAUGAAGGAGAAUGACAAGACCAGAGAAGAACUGAAGAAGAAGAACGAAGCACUACAAGAACACAUGUCAGAGUUGAGGCAAAACUUGGUGUCUGCUGAGGCAGCCAAGGACAUGGGUGAAAUAGAGAUCAGUCGUCUUAAGCAGGAGGUGAAACAACAGGCAUCCUCCAUCAGGGUCAAAGAGGACAUGUUCAAACAACAAAAGUCUAGUCUUGAGGCGAAGAACACCGAGCUGUGUGAAGAAAUUAAGAAGAUUGAGAAGAAACUUCAGGAGUUGUACACAGACAGACUUCAUUUGAAGAACGAGUUGUCGAACACUAAAGAUAAGCUUGAUGCGGAGAUUACUCUUAGGAAGGAUGUUGAGAGGAAGCUUGACAGUAAGUCUCUGGCGAAUAGUACCUUGAAUAACGAUCUUAUUGAAUUGAAGGGUAACCAUGAUCGUGAAGCACAGAACAAGGCUCACUACCAGGAUCUCUACAAAUCAGAACAAGAUUACACCACACAACUGAAGGACGAGCUCACUGAAGCUAAGAAAAACGCCGCAUCACUGGAAUCCUUGAACGACACCCUGAGGAACACCGUAGAGGAAUUCAAGGAUAGUCACAGAGAAGAAAAGAUGGGCAGAACAUUAGCAUCUAAAGAACUGGAUGAAACGAGGCAGAUGCUGGAAAACGAGAUUAAAACCCGGUCUCACAUCGGAGGUAGAAUCACGAGCCUGGAGCAUGAGAACCAGGACCUCAACAACUCGCUUCAUGUGGAACAGAAGAAGGUGAAGAAGGCAGCUCAGUCAAGGAAGGUGGCGGAGGCCAAUGUGGACGCACUGCAGGCCAACAUGACCGAUCUUCACAAAGAUAUAGGGUCCGAUAGUGCUCCAAUAUGUUCUAACCCUAAAGCUGAACUAAAGGAUCAAUUGUUAAUUACACAAAAGGAAGCUGAAGAGGGAAAGAUAAAGGAACAGAAAUACAAUGCACUGAAAGGAAAGGUACAGCGAGACAAGAUGGCUCAGAAAAGGCGAGUAGGGGAACUAGAGAAAACUCUGGAUGACGCUCAGAAUAGUGUCAGGAUGGAGAGUGAACGGAGAGGCGCGGCGGAGGGAAACUACCUUCUCAUAAAGAAUGAAAUGCAAACUUUGCAAGGGAAGAUCCAACAGCUGCAGGCUGAGAGUAGCUCAAACAGUAAAGCGCGACAGAGUGCAGAACUGAGAUGCCAACAGUUACAGUUGGACCUCAACAACAUCCACAACAAAAUCGGAUCAGAUCUCGUCACGAGGGAGGAGCUGGAAAGUGUGAAGAAACAGGCGGAGGGUCGAGCGAGAAUUGAACUUAACAGAAAACUAGAGGAAAUCAAUGCGCAACUAGAGGAGCAAAGUAAAGCGCGUUCUACAAUCGACACCAUGAGAUCCGAGAACGAGGAUAAGAUGAAACGAGGGUUCGAGCGCACCGCUGCCGAGCUCAAGAAGGAGCUGAACGAUACAAAGUCUGCUCUGACAAAAGACCAGGUUAAUGCGAGUACUCUGCUGUCGGAGAACAGAAUGAUAAAGUCUCUGUUGGAGCGGGAACAGGAGCGUCGGAAACAUUUGGAACAAAGUCUGGAAGACCAACAACGUGAGCUUCAAACUAAAACUCGUAACUACGACGACUACAAAUCAGCACUUGACGCAGACACCAACAAGAACAUCAAUACUUCUGCACGUAAACCUUAUUCAGAUCCCAGCGAAACACUGGCGCGGAUGAAAGCUCGUCUCAAUCAAUCAAUAAACAAGUAUCUCGACGAGAAAAUAAACAACGAUGGCAGUACGGAACUUUGGGCACAGUUGUCGUCACGAAGCGAGCAUUCUGCUUCAAGCGAUCAGAAUCUCUCCCCGCGCACAGAACUUCAGCAGUCAGGGCGGACCUCGCCGUCCCCUCGUUAUAUGAGUAUUAUGAGGAGCAAUUACUAUCUGUGACGAAGAGGCUGACGUCAUAAUCACGUCAUAAUCACGUGAUAAUAUCAUUUCUUUAUUAGUGUCGGAGGAUGGCACACAAAGCACAGGACACCCACGGACGUUUCUUUUCUUGAAGUGCCAGGAAUAUUUUAAUUUGGUUUACGUUACGUUAUUAUUGAUAAGUUUUUACUUUACAUUCCACGUUGACAUUAAGAUAACAAUUAAUGUUAUAAUGUACAGUGUACACAUGGUUGUUUUAUAUUCAAGCAGAUUGUGCGGUAUGUGUAUUUUGGGAAGGAAAGGUUUAGGUUUGGGACAUGCUCAGAUGUAGGGUUGUGACUUGUGUUAAAGCUGAAUUUUUGUCUUGUUGGGAGAUUUAGUUUGUUAGUAGCUGUUUUUGUUAAUUUAGUUCUUGGAAAAUGUUAAUUUGUUCAUCCCGAGUUUUUCAUUAUGUCACUUCACUCAUGUAAAAUAUUGUUUAUAGGUAUUAGGAAUUUGGAAGCAAAGCGUCCUUUCAAGACUUAAACUAUUCACAUUAUUUUCGUUAUUAUGUAGGUGAAAACAACGUUAACUUUCUUAACAUAGCCUUAUUUUUUUUUUGUAUAAAUCAUAUUAUGCUAAACUUGUUGAUUAAACAAUUCUGUGUUUGUGAUCAAGUGAGAUUAUUCUGACUUUAUUUCAGUUAACUCAAGAGAGUAAUGUAUAGCUCAACUAUUUUGAUAACGAUGUUCUGUACAGCUCAGUUACUUUAUAAAUAUCAUUUUGGCAUUUUUAAUUGAUCAAA